Messenger RNA from Caenorhabditis elegans, 1078 nucleotides. RefSeq names its product Seven TM Receptor (gene str-64). The record is from RefSeq and is marked reviewed. The coding region runs from base 68 to 1078 and encodes 336 amino acids. NCBI's taxonomy places the organism in Eukaryota, Metazoa, Nematoda, Chromadorea, Rhabditida, Rhabditidae. The transcript is spliced from 3 exons.
AUUGCGGAAAUUAUUAUUGUCUAGUUGAUUUUUCUUUCUUUUUUGCCAUAUUCAUAUUCACUUAACAAUGAUAUCGUACAAGUAUUCAACCGUUAUCUCGGCAUUAGGAUUUAUACUAAAUCUAAUUGUUAAUGGCGUGUUCUUUUAUCUAACUCUAUUCAAGAUUAAAAAGAUGCAUGGAACAUACAAGCGAAUGGUGAUAACCUUUACAGUACUCGGCACCAUAUUCUCCUUAUGGGAAAUUAUCGCGGAACCAUUUGCCCAUAACUACAAAAAUUCUCUACUCUACUUUAGCUGUAACACUUGGCUAGGUAGCAAGACCUGGCUCAGGUACAUGUUGGCAAUGUGGUCUGGGUGCCAUACCUUGAUCAUUUGGUUUAUUGCAAUGCAGUUCAUAUAUCGACUGGUGUGUUUAAUUGAUACAAAUAAUAUAAAGAAGUUGGAUGGAAUAUAUGGCUAUCUUAUGAUUAUCGUUCCAUUUGUCAUUGGUGGAUUUUUUGCGGUUAUGGUGGAAAUGCUAAUUGCCAAGGAUAAAAUGUUGGAUGAUAAUUUGAGCAAACUAAUCUUUGAAAAUUAUCAACUACUAAUAUCAGAGCUUUCAAAAUACAAUAUCACACCCUACAAUUUCGAUGGCUCAGUGAAUUGGGGAAAUUUUGGACUUCUUGUUAUUGCGGUUUUCCUCAAUUCUUUGGGCUACCUCGUCAUACUUUAUUGUGGAGUUCAAAUGCAUUUGAACAUGAAAAAGGAGCUGGCGAAGCUUUCAAUUUCUAAUCAGGAACUUCAACGACAGUUUUUCAAGGCUCUAAUUGCUCAGAGCAUUGGUCCAACGAUAUUUUUGGUCUUGCCAAUGGGGCCUUUCCUAUUGAGUCCCCUAAUUCCUGGAUUAAAUGUCAAUUGGCAGUCAGGAUGGAUAUUUUGUCUAGUUGGAGCGUAUUCGCCAUUUGAUACUAUCAUGUUUAUGAUGAUUGUGUCAGAAUAUAGAAGCUUGCUGAAAAAUCGAGUUGGUUAUACAGUUUCUGCAGCUACUCCAGAUUAUCGAACUCGGGAUCCGGCAACUACUGGUGUACAAACUAAUUAA